This is a messenger RNA of Schizosaccharomyces octosporus yFS286, 3601 nucleotides long. Its product is annotated as E3 ubiquitin ligase complex subunit Mms1. NCBI's taxonomy places the organism in Eukaryota, Fungi, Ascomycota, Schizosaccharomycetes, Schizosaccharomycetales, Schizosaccharomycetaceae. Gene Ontology annotation, molecular function: protein binding; U2 snRNA binding. The coding region runs from base 301 to 3462 and encodes 1053 amino acids. Gene Ontology annotation, cellular component: nucleus; U2 snRNP. The transcript has 3 exons. The record is from RefSeq and is a predicted model, not a curated record. Gene Ontology annotation, biological process: mRNA splicing, via spliceosome.
CGAACAUCUCUAGAACAUAGCGUUGCCUUGCAAGCUUUUAGCUGUCUAGACAUUGAAAAAUUCAACUUGCUCUAGUUCUACAAAGUUAAGACUCUGCACUGUGAAGCUAUCAAGUGAAGCCUCGAAUACAUUUACCUUUUACGAAAGAAUGGCAAUCUAGCAUCAUUCGCAUACUGACCAAAGUCGUUAUUGGAUUAUUUCAUGUACUAAUAUUCCAGAUUUGCUUACAACUUUGUUAGAAUUGCAAGGACAGCAUUGGUUUGUGGAAGUUGAAAUUCAAAAUCUGAGAAUACAUUCACCAUGGAGCUAAUUCAUCCUUCAAGUAUGUUUUGUUGGGCUUUCUUCAUUGGACAUUAUGAAGAGAUGCCACUAGUAUUAUUGGGAUCUCCGUCUUCUCUAUUGUUAGCUUAUUUCAGUACGCAACAUGGGUUGCGUCAAGUGGAAUUGCACUCUCUCACCGUCCGAGUGCGGGCUAUGGCGUGGGUUUCAUCCAGACAGAAGGUAUCUUCUAGAGAUCGUUUUUUUGGAUAUUUGGAGACUACUACUGAUGCGGGCACUUGUUGGACCUUUCAGGUUAAGCUUCAAAACGAUGGUCGCUUUUUAAUCCAACGUUGUAAUGAACGAUACAUCGAUCCUACACGUUCUUGCGAGGAACAACUUGGUAAAAAUAUUGACGUUUGUCCAAAUGCUCCCUAUUUAGCUACGAGUUCUUUCUCUGGAGAGUUGCUUAUCUAUUCACAAUCGUUUUUGGAAGACAAGACGCCAACGACCAUCAAGUUAAGUUUGGAAGGUAUCAUUUUGCAUAGCGCCUUCUUGUUUCCUAAGCGUUCCUCCUUAACUUGUGUGACUCAUGUAUGCUUACUUCUUGAAUCCAACGGAACGCCUCGUAUAGUUGUACAUCGAUGGAUUCAUGGUAUUUCCUCUUCUAAUGGCACCUCCUAUACAUCAUAUUCAAUUCCAGUUCCAGUAGAGUUUGCUGUCGUAUCACAUAUACUAGCUUGUCCCGAUUUACCAGAUCAUUUUUUGUUGCUGUUGGAAAACAAACUCUGCUUACUAUCUGCUUCCCAAAUUGAAUGCGGUGAUUUAAAAUUCUUACAAGAGACUCUUCCAACAUAUCAUUCCCCCGCUUUUCCACUUUCAUUAGUUAUAGAUCCAACAGUUCCUAAUACGUGUUUUUUGAUAUACGAAAAUGGUGCUCUCGUCCACGUUCGCUUUUCAGUGGUGUCAAUGGACUUCUUCUACAUGGGUUACCUGAAUAGCCCUUUGGGUGAUUGUCUUCUUCCCUUUUAUCCUUAUCUAUUAUGUUGUGGUGAUGGUUAUGACACUUCUGUGUAUGAUAUUUCCUCUUUAAAUCCAAGUCUGGUCACCACAAUGCCUAGUUGGUCUCCAAUGUGGGACUUCGUCUACACGGAUGAUUUCCAAAAUAUUCUUUUGGACAAUGAAGUUUUAGAUAACUCAUGCUACGCUGUUUCUGGAAUUGGAGAAUCUGGAGCUCUUGUGAAACUGCGUCAUGGUUGUUCGGUCUCGGUUCUAUUAGAAGCGCUAAUGACAGAAGGAGCUCUUUUAAAAGGUGUUCUAGGGUCUAUAGAAGACUCCGUGUUUUAUGUUUGGCUAAACUAUCCUUGGCAAACUCUGGUUCUGAGACUUCAAAUGGACGGUACCGUCGAGGACAUUUCAGAAAGCCUUGCUUUAGAAGAUUCAUUGUCCCUGGACGUUGCUUUGAUUAAGGAAACAUUUUUAAUCGUUACCGAUCGAUUGGUUUACACACUAACUCCAGACGUCUCACAAAAUAUUCUAAUGCAAUGUCCGGACGCUGAGGAUUUUAUUCUGGCAACGCAUACACAAAACAUGCUUUAUGUCGUUAAUAAAAACAAAGAAACAUCAGAAUCAUUUUUAUAUGCUUUUUAUUUUCAUUUUAAUGAGGGUAAUAAUUUGAGCAUACAAGGAUUAAGUGAUCCUAUAAAAGUUUCUUCUAUUCCUCACUGCAUAACAUCAUUUACAUUAGGUGGAUGUUCUGUGAUUACAUUGGGAUAUGCUGCAUUAGACUUUUUGACGUAUAUUGUUUUCUUGGAUGACUCUCAGUUCUCUGUAUAUGAUGUUCCUCUUAGCGGCCACUCUCUAAGGUUGUUUCCACAUGAGAUUUCCUUCAUAAAGAAGAGUGAAGCAAAAGUACAUAUACUGUUCUCAAGUUAUGAACACAUUGUAUCUAUCCCUCUCACUAUGAACGUUGAGCGUAGACUAGAGUUUGGCUUUCCUUCUAUAAAAAAGUUGGGAACACUCCCAUUGUCCUUUCAAAACUCUUCAAACAAUCUCGAAUCCAUUUAUGGUUGGGAUGAUAAAGUAUACACGAUAAGCGUUGAUGAUGAUUCUAAUGAGCUAAAUUUGAAUGUUCUUAAUGAUGUUGAAAACUUAUUUCAUUCUAUUGCCGGAAUUUAUGAUCUUCCAAAAAAUUUCCAGAAAAACAACUCUAAAAUAGUAGUCUAUUUCUCUAACAGUACUCUUUAUCUUUCAGAACUGUUACUUCCUCAGAGGACCUUUGCUACGAAAUACAAGAUUGGCGCUACUCCUAGAAGAGUGUUACAUGAUAAAUUUACCGAUUUUCUUGUAAUCGGUUGUAACCAUGUUUAUAUAGAAGGUAAAAAAACAUCUGAUUUAUUAUUUUUUGACUUGAAAAGCUCUAAAUUUUUGGAAAGAUCAUGGCCUUCUAUUGAUCUUAAGGGAAAACGGGUUUUCAAAAAUAAUGAGACGCUUUAUGCAAUGCACUUUUGGAUUAUUAGAGAUUCAAAAAGACGAAAAUUCAGAUAUUUGUGUUUAGGAACUGGAAUUACUGGCUCCGAAUCAAAUUCAGGAAGACUAUUGAUUUUAACUAUGAUUGCUAAUGAUUCGAAUAAAGUUGAACUUCGAAGUGUGAUAACUUUAAGUAUGCCACAACCAGUGUAUUCUGUAUGUUCCCUCGAGAAUAGUGGAUUGUGUUAUUCAGUAGGCCGUCGCCUAGGAAUUAAAAUAUUAGAUCUCGAGUCUAAGAAGUUCUCUAAUGGUGAAUGCGAAGUCACUACAAGAUCCCCAAUUGUUUCAAUGCACACAUACAAAAACUACAUAUUCACGUCUAGUUUACGAGAUUCCGUUUCUGUUUUUGAGUAUAUUAAGGAAACAAAUUCAUUACAUUUGGCAUGUAAUGAUAUAUCUCCAGCUUUGGGUAUUGAUUGUUACUAUCUGCCGCAAGAAAAAUUACUUUUCGGAUGUGACAAAGAGAAACACAUAACUUGCUUUAAGUAUGAAGCUUCGCUUCGCACUUCACAGCAUUUACAAAAACUGGAACCAAUUUUAUCCCGAAAAUCAAAACGGAAAUUACCCAGCAUUACUAAUAGACUGAAGUACGGCUUACUUCGAAGAAGUGAUAACCAAGAAUUAUGGGGUAUAGUUGGUGGAACUAUUGGAGGCGACAUCUAUAAGUCUUUUUGAGUGUUUACUAAAAUGAAAGCUUUUUUUUUUUUGAAAUACGUGUUGUCUGUCCCUAAACACUAGUUCAAACGAACAAUGAUAUUAAGUCGUAAAAAGUUAGAGAAUAAAUUUAAACAUAUAUCAAGUCAUAAAAUAAUCA